This is a messenger RNA of Artibeus jamaicensis (Jamaican fruit-eating bat), 816 nucleotides long. RefSeq names its product translation initiation factor IF-2-like. The transcript is spliced from 4 exons. Bases 1 to 807 code for a protein of 268 amino acids. The record is from RefSeq and is a predicted model, not a curated record. Lineage: Eukaryota; Metazoa; Chordata; Mammalia; Chiroptera; Phyllostomidae.
AUGGCGCCCAGGAUGGUGGUCGCCAGGGGCUGGGAGGAAAGGGGUGAAGAUGUUCUGGAGCCGGAGGUGUUGGCCGCGCAAAACCGGAGCCGCAGCCUUGCACACUUCCAACUGGUCAGCUUCACGGGCCCGUGUGCCCCCGAGGCGCCCCCGGGGCAGAGAGCCCCAAGGGAGGCCGAUGACAACCGACCGUCUUGGAAACAGACCUCAGGGCUGGGGCUGGAGUCCUGGUCCUGCCCCCUGGGCCCCACUGCGACCCGCGGCCCCGCGCUCUGCCCUCUGCUCCUCGGACAGAACCACAGGGAGAGGGCUGCCCCAGAACCCUCAGCACCGGAGGGGGGUCUGCCAGGGUCUGGGCACCACCCCGCCCCCGAGGGGGCGGCCCGCAGUGAGCCCAGCUCCUCUGGUUCCCAGGCAGGCGGGCGCCCUCAGGAGAGGCCCCGGCGCUUUCCGGACCCGCAGGUGCGCCUGCCUGGCCCUCUUCCAUCCCGGUGGGGCAUCGCACUGCGUUUCAUUUUCAAGUCUGGUUACCACAGAUGCAAAAUGAAAAAUGAGCCGCUGCCCCAGCAAAUGGAGCCGCUCGGCGUGAAAUGCAAUAACCCCGGCGAGGACCCGGGCGGCGGGUCCAGCAGACAGAUUAAGCAGGCACGCGCCGGGAAGCUGCCCUCGGCGGCGAUCAGGGGCGGCGGCCGCGGCGGUGCCCGCAUGGACACAACAGAUGCCCGCAGACACAGGCGCGCCGGCCAGGUGGGGCCCUGCCUGCCCCUCGGGCCUGGCUCCAGGCUGCACACAUCUGGGGAGGUUUGAGGACUUUCA